Molecule: messenger RNA, 2266 nt
Organism: Amborella trichopoda
Lineage: Eukaryota; Viridiplantae; Streptophyta; Magnoliopsida; Amborellales; Amborellaceae
Product: F-box/RNI-like superfamily protein
Biological process (GO): SCF-dependent proteasomal ubiquitin-dependent protein catabolic process
Cellular component (GO): SCF ubiquitin ligase complex
Molecular function (GO): protein binding
Source: RefSeq, a predicted model, not a curated record
ACCAUUAACAAUGUACGUUACCAUACGUCGGUAUCUUACGCGUGGUGCAGUUUGUGCAUACUUUGAGAGAGAGAGAGAGAGAGAGAGAGAGAAGUGCGAGAAGAAGCUUUGUCCAUCCUUUGCAGUUCCAAUGAUGGUAUGAGAGAGAGUGGUUUUGACUUGCUAUAGGAGUUCAAAUCAUGGCUUCGUCCUCAGGAUCUGCAAGUGAUUUUAGUCUAGACCUUCUUCCUGUGGCUCUUCUCCAGACCAUCAUGUCCAAGCUUGACCUUCCCUCCCUUUGCUCUGCUGCUGCUUCUUGUAAAACUCUCAACUUUUGUGCCUCUCAAACUCUCCUCUUCAUUACCAAUUUCCAUUUACUGGAUAUUGCCCCCACUGUUGAUAUGCUUGAGAGAUUGCUUCCUCCAAAUCCUUCGCUCUGGAGUCUGAAAAUUGAUUGCAGUAAUCUCAAUGAUUCUUCCAUUGUUCAUUUGGCGAGACCCUCGCUUCGUGACCUUUACCUGCAUAAUUGUGGACGCCUCAGUUCGAAGCUUCUUUUAGAGCUUGGAAGGAAAUGCACAGACCUAAGAUCUGUAUCCUUAGAUUCCCUGGCUGAAGAACGAGGCAUUGGGGCUUUGCGCACCUCAGAUCUUAAGCAGUUGCUUCAGGGUUGUUCUCACUUAGAAUCACUGAGACUCAUAUUUGACAUUUCAACAUUUGGGAGUCGCAAUUUCCCUGAAGUAUUGGCAACUGCUUCAGAAAGGCUCAUGGUUCUCGAAAUCGGCUUUGCCAUGUCAGGAAUGGCCAAGGAAACUUUUUCUAGAAAAUCAGGGGUCAGCCAAUAUCCCUUGAGCCCAUCUGUGUUUCCAUGUCUUCAAAAACUAUGUCUAGGCGUGGAUAUCAUCACCGACUCUUUAAUAUGCACGAUUUCUAGGUCUCUUGUGUCCUUAACCCAUCUCGACCUUCAUGAUGCACCCUUUGUGGAACCCCUAGCUCCAUUCGAUCUCACCAACAUGGGCAUGCAACAAAUCAAUCCGUACAAGAAACUCAAGCACCUCUCUCUUGUUAGAAGCCAGGAAUUUGCACCAGCCUACUUCAGGCGAGUCAAUGACCUUGGUGUUCUUUUAAUGGUGGAGGCCUGUGCUGACUAUGAAAGCAUCUAUCUCGGGGGCUUUUCUCGGAUAACUGACACAGGCUUGAGGGCUAUCUUGCACUCUUGCCCGAAACUCCACAAAGUCAAGGUGUGGAAUGGGACCCGCCUAACUGACCUGGUUUUUCACGAUAUCUCAGCUACCCCACUUGCCCUAACCCACGUAGGACUAAGAUCGUGCAAUCUCAUAACUAAUGCCUCCAUUAUCCAGUUAGCAUCUAACCGUGAUCUCAGCACUUUGGACUUUAGAGGCUGCCGAGGAGUCGGAGAUCGGGCCCUGAAUGCUAUAUGCACUCUACCCAAGUUGAAGGCUUUAUUGCUCGAUGGCUGUGAUAUCAGUGAUGUGGGGUUGUCUUAUUUGGGUUAUGGGUUGACCUCCUUGGUCUCGUUAUCUCUUAGAGGGUGCAAGAGGAUUACCGAUGAGGGAAUUCUGGCUUUAUUUGUCGGCUCUCUCAAGCAAACCAUCCAAGUAUUGGACCUCUCAUAUAUAUCCAAUGUAUCUGACAAUGGAAUACUCUCGCUAGUGAGAAGCGGCGUGCAGAUUGUUGAACUAAGGGUUCGUGGGUGCCCACUUAUUGGGGACACAUCAGUCAUGGCUUUGGCUUCAAUGCGAUCAGAGAGUGGAGGCUAUGGAAGCAGUAUGCAAGUUUUGGAUCUUCACAACAGUGGGAGGAUAACUAGACUUGCGGUUCGGUGGUUUAAGAAGCCUUAUUUCCCUAGAUUGAGAUGGUUGGGCCUUACAGGUGGGGUGCAUCAAGAUUUGGUGGAUUCCUUGAAGAUAAGUCGCCCUUUCCUGCGUGUAGCUUUGGGAGAAGAGCUUGGCGCUGGACAGUGGGAUCCAUGGGAUGGGCUUCACAGCGAUGAGCUUGAAGAGGUGGAUGAGUUGGAGCAGUGGUUGCUUGAUGUUGAAGGUGAUGAGGACUGAAUGGAACUUGAAGGGCUAUCGUUGCAUGAUGGUGUGGGAAUAGAGUAAUGUUGGAGGAUACUGGCGGGUGCUGGUACUUGUUGUUUUGUUUCUCUCUCUCUAUUUAUGCAUCGUAUGUUGCAAAUUAAUGUUGCAGGAAGGUAGAGAUAUGCUAUUCCAUUGUAAUUUUAUAUUGUACACUCUCUCCAUUGUUAUCUUCUUUCUCUUUCUCUCUC